GUUUCCUUCCCCUCCUACAUUUCGCGCGGGGAGUUGUCUUGUUGGGAGUGUUUUUCUUUUGUCAAGCGUCAAGACAAACUUCUGCCAUGGCUCUGGUGAUGGAGCCUGUGAGCAAGUGGAGCUCCGCUCAAGUGGUGGACUGGAUGAAAGGCCUGGACGACUGCCUGCAGCAGUACAUCAAGACCUUUGAGAAGGAGAAAGUCGGAGGCGACCAGCUUCUGCGCAUCACCCACCAGGAGCUGGAGGAUUUGGGAGUGUCCAGAAUUGGCCACCAGGAGCUGAUCCUGGAGGCUGUGGACCUGCUCUGCGCUCUGAAUUAUGGGCUGGAGACGGAGAAUCUGAAGACGCUCUCGCAUAAGCUCAGCGCGUCUGCCAAGAACUUGCAGAACUUCAUCACGGGGCGGCGGCGCAGCGGCCAUUACGACGGGCGAGCCACGCGCAAGCUCCCCAACGACUUUCUCACUUCUGUGGUGGACCUGAUCGCUGCUGCCAAGAGCCUGCUGGCAUGGCUGGACAGGUGCUCCUUUUUUUUCAGGUCUCCCUUCGCCGCGGUGGCAGAUUACUCCGUCACACGAAACAACGUGAUCCAGCUGUGUCUGGAGCUCACGACUAUUGUACAACAGGACUGCUCUGUGUACGAAACAGAAAACAAGAUCCUGCAUGUGUGUAAAACGCUGUCUGGCGUGUGCGACCACAUUAUCAAUCUGUCUUCGGAUCCCAUGGUGUCCCAGUCUGCACACUUGGAGGUGGUGCAGCUCGCCAACAUCAAAUCCACUGAAGGCUUGGGCAUGUAUAUCAAAUCAACGUACGAUGGCCUGCAUGUAAUCACUGGAACCACCGAAGGGUCUCUGGCUGACCGCUGUAAGAAGAUCCAUGCCGGAGAUGAAGUCAUUCAGGUUAAUCAUCAGACGGUGGUGGGCUGGCAGCUGAAGAACCUGGUGAAUUUGUUGCGUGGGGACCCCGCAGGUGUCACCCUGACACUUAAGAAACGCCCACAGAGCACGCUCACAUCAACCCCUGCUCUGCUCAAAAACAUGAGAUGGAAACCAUUAGCUCUGCAACCCAUCUUCCCUCAGAGCCCCAGCAGCAGCGUCGCGACGCCCACCAGCACUCUGAGCACUCCGUCCAGGCGGAGUAGCUGCGCCCUGCAGGACCUCUUCAUCCCCCCUCCUCCAGCGGAGCCCUACACCCCCAGAGACGACAAGGGGAACCUGCCAGAGGACGAUCCUCAGUCGGAGGCGCAUGUCGCCGAAGGAUCCGAGUCUCCAAACUCGUACCUCGACCAGGAGUGUCGGAGGCGAUUUCCUCUGGUGGAGGAGGAUUCUAUACUCUACUGCUACGAGUACGACCAGAACCAGGAGGUGUCGUCGGUUCGCCGAGGGAGCACUCCCACCUAUGGCAGGCUCAGGCCCAUCUCCAUGCCAGUGGAAUACAACUGGGUGGGAGACAACGAAGACCUGGCCAAGCUGAAGAGAGAGAGCCGGCGAGAGAAUUCACUGCUGCGCUUUGCGAGCGAGGACAAGCCCGGCGGGGAGGACUUCCUGCUGGGCCGCAGCCUGAGUCAGAACAGGAGGAAGGCCGACCGAGGAGGCAGCCCCACCCACUACACGCUCGUCCCCGCCCUGCAGAUGGAAGUGUCCCUGUCCACGUCCAGCUCCGACUCGGCAUCUCUGUAUCAUGUGUUUGAGCGAUCUUCACUAUUGUCGAGGUCUAAAAAGAAGAGCAAAGGUGGAAGCCCUCUGUCUUCAAUCAGCAAGCGGCGGAUUUCCUGCCGAGACCUGGGUCAGGGGGACUGUCAGGGCUGGCUGUGGAAGAAGAAGGAUGCUAAAACCUAUUUUUCACAGAAGUGGAAGAAGUAUUGGUUCAUCCUGAAAGACACGUGCCUGUACUGGUACAUGAAUGAAGAGGAUGAAAAGGCAGAGGGUUUUGUCAGCCUCCCAGAGUUCAAGAUAGAUCGUGCCACUGAAUGCAGAAGGAAGUUCGCUUUCAAGGCUUGCCACCCGAAGAUAAAGACCUUCUACUUUGCUGCAGAAAAUGUAGACGACAUGUCCCGGUGGCUGAGUCGUCUUAGUAUGGCGGUGGCAGGCUACUCGGAGCAGGAGAAAAUGCGCCAGGACCAAGAUUACUGGAGUGAGAGCGAUCACGAGGAGAUGGAGAUGGCCUCCAUGCCGAAGCAGGACAGCCCGCCCCCGCCUUAUGACACCUACCCCAGAGCAGCCUCAGUGAGCCCUUACCUGGAGCCAAAACGCGGCCACCUCUCCUCUUCGGACACGUUCCAGUCCCGCUCCUCUCACGAGGACUUCCACUCCGAGCCUCAGGAAAGCAGCGGCAACAACGGCGUCUCCUCCGGGCAGAAGACGAGCGGCCACCGAAACUCGUGGCACGACCAGAUGGAGGGCAACUCCAGGAUGCACUACCUGCAGACGUUCCCCGUGGAGGACUCCCUGCUGACGGAGGACCGAGACCAGCUGGCCAUGGAGUACCGCAGGCAGUCCACCCUGCCGGCGCAGCGCAGCCUGCUGCAGGAGCAGUACCGGGCCCUGCCGCUGCCGCUCCGGGCCAGCAUCGACUCGGAGGCGGGGGGGAAACCCCGCAGCUUCACUCUCCCCCGGGACAGCGGGCUGCACGCCAUCCUGGCCGCCACCGCCGCCGCCGCCGACCAGAGGGAGCCGCAGCACUACCAGCUGGACCGGCCCAGAGACACAGGUCACGGACGAGACUGCAGGAUGCAGACGGACUCUCUGGUGGAUUUGUACCGGGCUCUGGAGCAGACUAACCUGUCCACCUCUGCCGAGCACAGAUCAGCCAGCCGCCUUGAGUACAAGCGCUCGUUCGUCCGCAGGGUCAACGAUCCCCUGCUGAACGACAAGCUUCACCGCCUGCGGGUGCUGCACAGCUCGCUCAAGAACGUCCCUCUUCAAGACACCAACCGGUCGCUGGGAUUUUUGGGGUAGGAUCGGUUUUGAUGACGUCUCGAACGCGUCGCCUCUGCCUGUGCCUCACGCCGCCGGCAGGCCCCCCGCCCCCCCCCCCACUGCAGGAGACAAAAGGCAC
This is a messenger RNA of Salarias fasciatus (jewelled blenny), 3054 nucleotides long. RefSeq names its product connector enhancer of kinase suppressor of ras 2-like. Gene Ontology annotation, biological process: regulation of signal transduction. Gene Ontology annotation, cellular component: membrane; cytoplasm. Gene Ontology annotation, molecular function: protein binding. The record is from RefSeq and is a predicted model, not a curated record. Bases 87 to 2954 code for a protein of 955 amino acids. Lineage: Eukaryota; Metazoa; Chordata; Actinopteri; Blenniiformes; Blenniidae. The transcript has 22 exons.